UUCUCACGGUGCAAAGCUACAAACAUAGGUGCAUAGGCACAUUAAGCAGAAGUCUUGAGUACACUGGUCGCCCCGGGAAUACUUCGGGUUAAGGAGCCAUCACUGUACCUACUUGGUAGAGAGUCUGCUAGUUUUGGAAGCACCUAUCCAUCCGCCCAACCAACCAACCAACCAACCGCGAAUAAGUCUCCAACGUUCUUAGGUAUCAGAGGACCUGUUUUCAGAGAACGCUUGUGGUGAAGUUAUUGGAAAUUCCUGAACUCGCACUCACUCCUUCGCUCAUUCAUUUGCUCACUCAUCAAAGCAGAGGGUACAACCAAAUUUAUUCGGCUAACUCGAGCAUCGUCACAGUUCUGGAAUUCCAGGAAAGAAUACGCUUCAGACUAAACUUGGGGAUUGGAGUAUAUAUUUUCCUGAUAUAAGAGUGCAUACGCAUCAAACCACCAUCGGACCCGCAAACACUCAUCAUGAAGGUUCAUUUGAUAUCAGUAGUGAUGGUCGUCUGUCUGAUUUCAAAAGCUCAUCCGAAGCCUCAAGGAAUAUCUCCAGCACUCGGUGACCAUCACUUCAGGCUCCGUUUUGGCAUGAACAAAUUUGCACAAGACUUAUUCAAAGCCUGGUUGGAUGAUAGUAAUGGCAAUGUGAUCAUCUCUCCCUUAAGCAUCUAUUUAGCCAUGGCUAUGGUCCUCUACGGGUCACCAGAGAAAAGCCAAACCAAUCAAGAAUUACUGGCCCUUCUUGGGUUGGAUCCCAAAUUCUACGAAGAGUACUCGCACAAUAUCCUGGAUACUUUGCGGCGCUAUGAGGCAUUGGACAACAUCCAAAUAGCAAAUAAAAUGUACUUUGACCGGAGCAUCAAUGUCAAAUCCAACUACGAAAAGUUUUUGGAAGUCGUUUUCCGCAGUCCCGGGGAGGCCAUCAAUUUCGGCCAAGUCGCUUCAGCGGUUGACCAAAUAAAUGCAUUUGUGGGUCAGGCAACCAAGGGCAAGAUCCAGGACCUUCUACAAACGCAAGACAUUACUGAUUUAACACGCAUGAUUUUGGUCAACGCAAUUCAUUUCAAAGGCACUUGGGAAGCCGGUUUUAAUUCGAUUGAAACCUUCUCAAAGCCCUUCUUUGUGGAUGACAACCAGUCCUUUUCUUAUGAGGAAACUAUGCACCAGGAAGGCAACUUCGGACUAGCCGAGGUUAAUGGAGCGCAAGUUCUGGAAAUGAGGUAUAAAACACCGAGCUUGAAAAUGUUCAUAAUUCUACCUAAUAGUGAUCAAGACAUUCGCUCCGUCGACAUUGGGACUAUUGACUUCGCGUUGUUACAUAAAACUUUUGCAUCGAAAAAGGUCUCGCUCCAACUACCCAAAUUCAAGAUAGAAUCUAAGGGUGAACUCAAAAGCAACCUAGAAAAACUCGGGGUGACUACGGUGUUCGGGGCCAAAGCCAACUUAAGUGAUAUUUCCAACGAGCCCCUAGUCUUGAGCAAGGCCAUUCAUCAAGCACGCCUGGAGGUGAACGAAGCUGGCACAGAGGCCGUCGGUGCCACAGUGGUUGCGAUCGACGUUCGUGUGGCUUCCAAAGAGCCUCCUAGCUUCAGGGUGGAUCGACCUUUCUACGCGGUUAUCUAUGACAGCGUCUUGGAGGUUCCCAUCUUUUUGGCUCGAAUUGUGGACCCUAAAGGCACACUAACCCUCUCGACGGCCAAUUUGGAUCGCCGAUCCGCCGAUUCCCUGAUCAACCCCCGUUCCCCGUUGGCGGCCAAUUCUCAACAGACUCCAAGUGUGGCGGCGGAGGCGGCAACUCGAAAAGAUUGUCGGCCAAAUAUGGGCGACAUUCAAUUCCCUUGCCACCCCCUGAAAUAAAAACAACAUUAUUCCAACAUUUCCCCCGAGCCAGACUGUUUGCAUAAAUGUUAAUAAAGCAAUUGUAAACGCCCUA
Molecule: messenger RNA, 1929 nt
Organism: Tigriopus californicus
Lineage: Eukaryota; Metazoa; Arthropoda; Copepoda; Harpacticoida; Harpacticidae
Product: serine protease inhibitor 42Dd-like
Exons: 1
Coding region: 468-1853 (461 amino acids)
Molecular function (GO): serine-type endopeptidase inhibitor activity
Source: RefSeq, a predicted model, not a curated record